Molecule: messenger RNA, 5070 nt
Organism: Mobula hypostoma (lesser devil ray)
Lineage: Eukaryota; Metazoa; Chordata; Chondrichthyes; Myliobatiformes; Myliobatidae
Gene: pdzd7a
Product: PDZ domain containing 7a
Exons: 17
Coding region: 413-3379 (988 amino acids)
Biological process (GO): auditory receptor cell stereocilium organization; sensory perception of sound
Cellular component (GO): stereocilium tip; cilium; plasma membrane
Molecular function (GO): protein binding
Source: RefSeq, a predicted model, not a curated record
AGUUGUGUGAUUGGCGGGUGGUUGACCAAUAGUCAGUAGCCGUCGGUCGGCGAUACGCUCCAAUGAAGAGAGGAGGGCGGGCUCGGCUGAGGCCGCCGACGGCAGCGUUUGAGGUUGAGCAACCUGUCUCUUCCCUUCAACAGGAAUUCUUGAAUUUAUUUCCAAAUAUUUUUCUACUGAUCAUUGAUCAUUGAAAUGGCAGACAGUUUGGCAAGUCUUUGUCAUGAGAAUGCACCGGUUUCUGACUUCUAUAUUUUACAUGGAGAUAAUACCAGUUCCUUGGGGGAAAAGGAUGUAAGGUAAAGAUUCCUUUGUACUGUUUCGAACAUCAGAAUGAAAGAAGUUGCCUGAGAGCAUAACAUGAAUUUGUCCAGCCCUGAUUAUUGAUGAAUUGUUGGUGGACUGCAUCAGCAUGGCACAUUCAUUUGACUCAGCAAGAAGAGAGAUGACAAAUACAAUACACCCCAGCAGUCAUGCUGGCAGUGCAAACACAGCAGCAAAGCACCUGCUGAAGAAACAGUACAAGCAAAUGAAUGGACAGCCUAGAGCAACCCGAUCUAGUUCACCCAUGGGCAGAGUGAUCCUUAUCACUGGUACUUCUCCAAUUGAAGCUGGUACUGAAGACUGUGAUUCAGCUGAGGCAAUCCACAACAUCACCGUGGAGAAAAGCAUUGAUGGGAAGCUGGGAUUCAGUGUCCGCGGAGGCUCUGAGCAUGGUCUUGGAAUAUUUGUCAGCAAAGUAGAAAAUGGAAGUGCAGCUGAUCAUAGUGGCCUCUGCUUAGGUGAUAAAAUUAUGGAGGUUAACGGGAUCAGCUUCGAGAACAUCACUAUGGGAAGUGCUGUCACUGUACUCACUGGGAGUCACCGCUUACGUUUGGUUGUCAGACGCUUGGGAAAAGUGCCAGGAAUCAAAUAUUCCAAAGAACUUACCACAUGGGUUGAUACAGCAACAAGGAGGAUAAUAGCAGAGAAAAGUCAAAGUUCUUCAGACACUGUAUCUGAGGAUGGAGCCAGAAGGAUUAUCCAUCUUUACACCAGUUCAGAUGAUGAGUGCCUUGGUUUUAAUAUUAGAGGUGGAAAGGAAUUUGGCUUGGGAAUAUACGUAUCCAGAAUUGAUCCUGAUGGACUAGCCGAGCAGAAUGGCAUUAAAGUUGGAGACCAAAUCCUAGCAGCCAAUGGAAUAAGCUUUGAGAGAAUCACCCAUAGCAAAGCAGUAGAGAUUCUGAAGAGUUACACACACAUUAUGUUAACAAUAAAGGAGGUUGGCAGAUAUCCUGCAUACAAGGAAAUGCUGGCAGAAUACAGCUGGCUGACCAAAUUGACAAAUAAUCAUUCCCAGCGUUUUGGCUCAGACACAAAUUCUUCCACUUCAUCUCAUUCAUCUGGGACACCUUUGAGCUCCAUGAGUGAUUCUUUACAGGUCUUCCUCCCAACUACCCACAGCUCAACUGACAUGGUAGAUGUAUGUAUUUCCACAGAGGACUCCAAAUCUCUACAAUAUAAUCGUCUGGAAACUAUAGAGUCUGCUAUACAGACAGACCUCCAGCUGUCUCCCUCCUCAAAUAUUGAUGUUUCAGAUGACCAAAGGACUGUCAGGGAAAGAAGCAUGACACUUGGCCACACAGUACUCUUGAAGGAAACAGCCAUUAGGUCAGAUAAUUUUAAGGAAACUCAUAUCAGAUCAAGAACUUACUCCACAGGAGAUUCCGCUGAUGAAUUUUUGGACUCCCCUAAAACUGCUGUGCUGAUGGCUCUCAGCAAGCCAAGGAAACCAAUCAGCCGAUCACAGAGUUAUAUGACUAUUGGAGAGGACAAGAAGAAAAAGAAAAAGGAACAAAAGACCCCUGAGAAAGGAACACAGCUAGAGCGGUCCAAGACAUUUAUGAACAUCUUUUUUAGAAGUGGUCGAUCUGGAAAGCAGUCAAGUGAGCAAAGUCCAAAAGAGAAAGACAGAUUGAAAUCGCCAUCUCACUCAGAAUCAGACAAAGUAACUGCUGUUGAAAAAUUCGUCAUCAGAAGUCUGAAGCGAGAUAAAGAUAGAGGCCUUCGCUUGAAAACGUUUGGCCCUCAGACAGACAAAAAUGGUCUCUCCACAGCAGACACAUACAGUCACUGUUUAACUGUGAUUGAAGACAUUGCCAGGAAGCUCCUGAGUCAAGAUGAAGUAAAUGCCAUUUUGCGUCACUGUAAGCAGUAUGUUUCAGGUAGUGGGGUGGAAGAUCUGGUGCGGCCUCUACUUCACAUAUUAGAUAAACCAGAGAAGCUGCUGAUAUUGAGAGAAAUCAGGACCAUCAUUGGACCAACUGACCUAGGAAGGUUUGACAGUAUGGUGAUGCCUUAUGAACUGGAAGCAUAUGAUAUUCUGAAGAUCAGAGCAGGGAGAUCUCCGGUGCUUAGGCAGGGCAGCUAUAGAUUGACACCAAAGAGACACCUGAUUACACCAGUUCCAGAUUAUAGAGGGGGCUUCCAACUGAAACCACUUAAGGAUUAUGAAAAGGAAAGGAUGAUGAUGGAGGAAAUCGAGAGGUUAAAGAUUUCACAUUCACUUCAAGCGAAUAAUGCUAAACCAUUCAAGUCUUUGAAAGAUGUACAUGUAGAUAAUCAUGACAUAGAUAGUACUUCAUUUAAAAAUGCUUCCCACAGUCCAGUAAGGUCGAACUGGUUGCUGACAGAUUCUAACAGGACUGCAGAAUUACCAUCUGCUGCAAAGCAAGACGCCAAUGUAAACCAGUCAGAAAUGUUGGACAAACAGUCCAGCAAUGGCAAAACAGGAAGAAGAACAGCAAGGCCAAACCAUAACAAAGUUGAAAAAGAGAAAACUGAGACAAGUUAUGACUUGCCAUUAUAUUCAGCGGUGAACAAAUCUAAAAAAGCAAGACCUGUUUUAGAUCAGGUGUUCGGAGAAGCAUUGCCCAGUAGAACUUUACAUGGGGUAAACACAACUGUAGGUGGUCAAGGUGAGCUCAAGGAAAAGCCAAUUUAUGCAGAGACUAAGGAAAUCUUGGAAAAUGGCCAAGAAGAAAGAAAAGUCAUGAAUGAUGGAAUUAGAACAAGAAUUGGGAAAAGCGCCGAAAAUAAAGUACUAGAAUAUGAGCUGGUGACAGUCAAAGUGUCCAAGAUGAAGCAAUCAUUAGGAAUCAGCAUUUCGGGUGGCAUUGAGUCUAAAGUUCAACCCAUGGUGAAAAUUGAGAAGAUUUUCCCGGGAGGGGCAGCAUCAGUCAGUGAAACCCUUAAGGCUGGUUAUGAAUUAAUUUCAGUGGAUGAAGAAAGCCUACAAAAUGUCACCCACCGACAAGCAGUGGAAAUAAUUCGUCGAUCCUACAGUAACAAGUCGUUGGACCCGAUGAUGUUUGUGGUUAAGGUACCCAAGACCAGUUGAAGACUGAACCUGUCAGGAUAUGAUCGACCUACAGAGAUGAUCUGGGGCAUUUGUUCCCAGGAUGAGGCUUUCCUUUCCAGGACACCAAAGAUGUCCUCUUUCUUCAAAGAAUGGGGUUUCCCUUCUUUCCACCAUGUUGCUGCUCUCACCCACAGCUCCUCCAUUUCCUGGACAUCCACGCCCACCCCAUCUGCCCACCACCUUAACAGGGAUAGAGUUCCUUUUGUCCUCACCUACCUCACAAUGAGCCUCCACAUUCAACACAUCAUUUUCCUCAACCUCUGUCAUCUUCAACCAAACACAUCUUUACCUCCCCACCCCCCACGCUCCAUUUUUUGCAGAGAUCACUCCCUUCAUGAUUCCCUUGUCCAUUUGUCCCUCCCCACUAAUCUCCCUCCUGACACACACCCCUGCAAGCAACCAAAAUGCUACACCUGCUCAUUUACCUCCUCCCUCACUUCCAUUCAGGGCCCCAAACAGUCCUUUCAGGUGAGGCAACACUUCACCUGCAAAUCUGUUUGGGUUAUUUAUUGUAUCUGGUGCCGAUGUGGACCACUCUACAUUAGUGAGACCUGAUGUAAAUUGGGGAACUGCUGUGUCGAGCUCCUCUGCUCCAUCAGCCAAGAGCGGUAUUUCCCAGUGGCCAGCCAUUUUAAUUUCUGUCCCCAUUCCCAUUCUGACAUGUGGGUCCAUGGUCUUCUUAGGGUGGAGGAGCAGCGCCUUAUAUUCUAUCAAGGCAGCUUCCAUCCUGAUGGCAUGAAUAUUGAUUUCCCUCCUCCUUCCCUCUAUGUCUUUUUUCAACUCUGGCCUCUUACAUCUUCUCCUCACCUGCCUUUCACCUUCCUCCAGUAACCCUCCUCCGUCCCUUACUCUCGUGGUCCUCAUCUAUCAAAUUCCUUCUUCUUCACCCAAACUUUCCCACCUACCUGGCUUCACCUAUCACCUUCUAGCUCAGGGGUUAAACCUUUUUGUUCCCACCAUGAACCAAGGGAUCAAUGAACACCAAUUUGGGAACCUCUGUUCUAGCUCGCCCUCCUUCCCCUCCCUCCACCUUUUUAUUCUGGUGUCUUGCCCCUUCCUUUCCAGUCAAGAUGAAGGGUUUCGGCCUGAAACAUCAACAGUUUCCGUAGAUGCUGCCUGACCUGCUAAAUUCCUCCGGCAUUUAGUGUGUGUUGCUCCAUAGUUCCUGAUUACCGACCACACAGCGUGGAAAUAAAUGAUGAAGUGUGAAAGUGAAACAUGAAUGAUGAUUUUUUAUACAUUUGAGAUCUGUGAACCAUUUCAAACCCCAACUACUUCAAUUGAAAAGGACCGCACUGAUCUAAAUGCAGUUGUCUACAUAUUCCAUACUGUGAAUGGACAGUAAUGUCUAAGUGAAUGGACCGUUACUUUGUAAAUACAUAAUUUCCAAAGCUGUCUCUUAUACAGAUCCUUUAUAAAUUAAUUUUGUGGAAAGCAUAUUCAUAUUGUGAUUAAGGGUAAAUUUUGGAUGUCUAGUGUAUAAUGCUAUAAUAAUGUAUAACAUCUACCACAGUGCACAAAUGUUUAAAAGUUGGACAUGAACUAUUGAUUUUAGUGAUUAUCAUAAUACCUUUGAUUUUUGGGGGCCAUUGAUCUACGAUAUGGGAUGUAGUUCCUAUGCACAGGGUCUACCUGGUAGGCUGUCUCAUUCUUUGACCUGAUUUUGGCUU